Molecule: messenger RNA, 1726 nt
Organism: Arabidopsis lyrata subsp. lyrata
Lineage: Eukaryota; Viridiplantae; Streptophyta; Magnoliopsida; Brassicales; Brassicaceae
Product: UDP-glycosyltransferase 85A1
Exons: 2
Coding region: 55-1515 (486 amino acids)
Molecular function (GO): UDP-glycosyltransferase activity
Source: RefSeq, a predicted model, not a curated record
UUUAUUACAAAAAGAGGAAACUCACAAUUGUCUUCGCGGAAGAGAUAAAUAAAAAUGGGAUCUCAGAUCGUUCAUAACUCACAAAAACCACAUGUAGUUUGUGUUCCAUAUCCGGCUCAAGGCCACAUCAACCCUAUGAUGAAAGUGGCUAAACUCCUCCACGCCAGAGGCUUCCACGUCACCUUUGUCAACACUGUCUACAACCACAAUCGUUUCCUUCGUUCUCGUGGGUCUAACGCCCUCGAGGGGCUUCCUUCGUUCCGGUUUGAGUCCAUUCCUGACGGUCUACCGGAGACCGACAUGGAUGCCACGCAGGACAUCACAGCCCUUUGUGAGUCCACCAUGAAGAACUGUCUCGCUCCGUUCAGAGAGCUUCUCCAGCAGAUCAACGCCGGAGAUAAUGUUCCUCCGGUGAGCUGUAUUGUAUCCGACGGUUGUAUGAGUUUUACUCUUGACGUUGCGGAGGAGCUUGGGGUCCCGGAGGUUCUUUUUUGGACAACCAGUGGUUGUGCGUUCUUGGCUUAUCUACACUUUUAUCUCUUUAUCGAGAAGGGUUUAUCUCCGCUAAAAGAUGAGAGUUACUUGACGAAGGAGUACUUAGACGACACGGUUAUAGAUUUUAUACCAACCAUGAAGAAUCUCAAACUAAAAGAUAUUCCUAGCUUCAUACGUACCACUAAUCCUGAUGAUGUUAUGAUUAAUUUCGCCCUCCACGAGACCGAGCGAGCCAAACGUGCUUCUGCUAUCAUUCUAAACACAUUUGAUGACCUUGAGCAUGAUGUUGUUCAGACUAUGCAGUCCAUUUUACCUCCGGUUUAUUCAGUUGGACCGCUUCAUCUCUUAGCAAACCGGGAGAUUGAAGAAGGUAGUGAGAUUGGAAUGAUGAGUUCGAAUUUAUGGAAAGAGGAGAUGGAAUGUUUGGAUUGGCUUGAUACUAAGACUAAAAACAGUGUAAUUUACAUUAACUUUGGGAGCAUAACGGUUUUGAGUGUGAAGCAGCUUGUGGAGUUUGCUUGGGGUUUGGCGGGAAGUGGGAAAGAGUUUUUAUGGGUGAUUCGGCCGGAUUUAGUAGCUGGAGAGGAGGCAGUGGUUCCACCGGAGUUUUUAACGGAGACGAAAGACCGGAGUAUGCUAGCGAGUUGGUGUCCUCAGGAGAAAGUUCUUUCUCAUCCGGCGAUUGGAGGAUUCUUGACGCAUUGCGGGUGGAACUCCAUAUUGGAAAGUCUUUCAAGUGGAGUUCCAAUGGUGUGUUGGCCAUUUUUUGCUGACCAACAAAUGAAUUGUAAGUUUUGUUGUGAUGAGUGGGAUGUUGGGAUUGAGAUAGGUGGAGAUGUGAAGAGAGAAGAAGUUGAGACGGUGGUUAGAGAGCUCAUGGAUGGAGAGAAAGGAAAAAAAAUGAGACAGAAGGCGGUAGAGUGGCGGCGCUUGGCUAGGGGAGCGACAGAGCAUAAACUUGGUUCCUCCGUGGUGAAUUUUGAGACGGUUAUUAGCAAAUAUCUUGUGGGACAAAAAUAACAAGAUUAACUAAAAGAUAAGAUGAUCACCGAAAUAUAUUAUUUCUAUAAUGAUUACUAAGUAAGUGUUUAUUUUUUUUCUAUUAUGUGGUCCAUUUUAUAAGAUGUUUUAGAAUUUCUUUUAUGUUUCAUUUUUUUCUUUUCAAAUUUCAACCAUGGUUUUCUUUCCUUGUUAAUUUGAAUUGAGAAUAUUCUAGCAAGUUGAUCUGAGA